AUGAACUCAAAUGAGUUUCUAGCAGACCAUGAACUUGGAUUUAAUGUUGAUAAAGGAAACUUGAAUAAUUUUAGUCAAAAAAUACCUCAAAACCUAACUAAUUCCCAACAAAGUCCUGAAGUAAUUAAAAGUGACCUUUUGAAAUUGCAAGAAAAAAUUUCCUCACUUGAGUCUCGUCUUCAGCCAUCCCAUCAAAGCUCUUAGUUCUUAAUAAGAUUAUUUAGAAGCUUCCUACGAUAACCUGUAGGUAUUUUUCUCCAUUCUUGCUUUGGUCAGAUAAUUGCCGCAAUCUCUUUCGAGUGCCGCUCCUCUACGUGAGCUUGUGCCAGAUCGGAGAUUGUAUAGGGAUAGGCCAUCAUUCCACGUGUAAAAAAAGUUAGCCCUUCCAGAAUAUUAAAAAAAUGAAUUUUCUCGUUAGGCUACUGACAAAAUGAAUUUAGUAGCCCAGGGCAUAACACUUGGCAUCAUGCUUGGGAAUCAUCCGAUUGACCAAGUAAACAUUCAAGCUUUGCUGGGUUUUCCUUUCCAACUCCAAGACUUUCAUAUUUUUCUCGAGAUCUGGAUGUGAGCUGCUGUUGGCCAAAUCCGACGCUGAGUUCCAUCAAACCAAUAGAACUCGGCUGGAUAUGCAUUACCGAACGCUAUCUAUCACAAGUUCCCUGGAUUACCCCAGCUGCAAGAUCUAAGAACUUAAAUUGGAUUGCCGCAGCAUUUUAAUGUAUAUAGAAGUUUCCUAUGUUUGGCGCUGUAAGGCCGAUAAAUUCUGAUCGGAAUUUAUCGGUAGGUUGCACCAAAUCAAUGCCUUGGUCGGACCAAAAAGCGAUUUGGUCCGACGAACUUGGAAAGCUCCUGGGAAAAUGUCUGCGCUUUUAGCGCUAUAUAGAGGAAACCUCUAUAUAUAAUCCCAUCAAAGUUCGCAAAUUAUUUAUUGCCCAAAAGUUGAAAUAAAAAAGACCAAACAUUCAGCUUCAAGUUCUCUUUUGAAAAGUUUUGAAAGAGAAGAGAGGGAGCUUGAAGAGCUCGAAAGAAGCAUAACGUCGACGCCAAGUAAAAAAAGUUCAGCAUCCCUUAAUGCGGUUUUAGAUAGGCUCAGGACUGAUUUGCUUAAUCAGAGGAAAAUAUAUAUUUUUUUUUAAAAAAAAAAAUAAUUUUAAUUAUUUUUAAAUCAAUUAUGUAAAAUAAUCAGAGGCAAAAGAAUGUAAAGCUUAGAAAAUCAAACGAUGGGCUGAAAAAAAUGUUAAAUCAUAGGGAAGAUUUGCAUGCAAAAUUAGCGAUGCUCCAAGAAGAUCAUUACACACUGAUACAGUCUUUUGAGAGAUCUGAGAAUAUUAGGAAUAAGCAAAAAGAAAUGAUUGAGUCUUUAAAAAAUGAAAUUUUGGAAUAUGAAGCUGCUGAAAAUGAGAAAGGAGAACAGAAAAAGCCUAAGCUUAUUAAAUAAAAAAUAAUUUUAUGAAAUAAUAAAAAGUUAAUACUAAAUUUCUAUAAAUAUUUUUUAUAAGAAUAGAUUAAGAAAAAAAAGGCCUAUUAUACCAAAACCAAAAACAAAACGACUUUACUCAUGUGUUAAUUAUAAUUAA
Blepharisma stoltei is the source of this 1577-nucleotide messenger RNA. Lineage: Eukaryota; Ciliophora; Heterotrichea; Heterotrichida; Blepharismidae. The record is from the annotation of a GenBank genome assembly.